Molecule: messenger RNA, 1512 nt
Organism: Rotaria sp. Silwood2
Lineage: Eukaryota; Metazoa; Rotifera; Eurotatoria; Philodinida; Philodinidae
Source: the annotation of a GenBank genome assembly
AUGACUGAAACAGAAGUAGCUAUUUCUGGUACCAGUGGUGUCAGUGGUGAUACAGAAAUUGAUCUAUAUGCUGAUGUUGUUGAAAAUGAACUUGAAACAGGUACAGGCGAUGAUUAUAUGACUAGUGAUGAACAUAUAGCACAUGAUGGAGAUUUAUAUGACGAUGUUAUUACGACGCAAUCAUCAGUUACAGAUUUUACUGACAUUACAAAUCCAGUUAAUCAUAUUCAUGCUAAACUUGAUCAAUCAAAUGGAUCAACAACUGGUAGAAAUACACCAUCGAGUGGUUAUAAUGGUAAACGUGUAUCACUCUAUGUUGGUCAAUUAACUUGGUGGACAACAGAUGCUGAUUUAGCUGAUGCUAUUCAUGAUUUAGGUAUAAAUGAUUUACUUGAAGUUAAAUUUCAUGAAAAUCGUGUUAAUGGUCAAUCGAAAGGUUUUGCUGUUGUUACUGUUGGUUCUGAAGCAUCUUCUCGAAUUAUAUCAGAGAAAAUGCCUAAACGAGAAAUACAUGGGCAAAAUCCAACAGUUUUACCUGGUAAUAAACAAUCAUUAAGUUUUUUUGAAGGUGUUACUCGCAAAGAUGCACCAAUGGAACCUAUGCCACAAAUGUCUGCACCACCUCUUCAUCCUAUGAUGCGUCCACCAAUUGGUCUUCCACUACCAAUGCCUCGCGGUGGUCAUAUGGAUGGUCCAUAUCGUUUUCCACCUCAAGGACCUGUUAUUUUGCCUGGAGGACCUCCUGGUAUGCCUCGUCAACAGAUGCAAUUAACUCUUGGUCCACGUGGUCAUGUACCUAGUGGUCAUAUGGUUCUUAGUCGAAUGCCUGGUCCACCUCCACCCGGUGUUCAUCCACAACAAUCUGUACUUCUUAUGCAACGACCUGGCGUACCACCAGGCAGUAAUGGACCACCUCUUGUUCGUCAACCUAUGGCACCUGGAGCACCAGGUAUGCCAGGAUCUUCGGGUUCAGUAAAUGUUAUGCCUGGUCAACAUCCACCUGGUUAUUAUCCAGGUCAACCUGGCCAAGGCCCUCCACAUGGUGUUCCACUUCCCGGUCAACAACAUCCUGAUCCAUAUUAUCGUAAUGUUGACGCGCGUUCUGAUCCAACAAGUAUGGUGCCUAUUAGUGAAGCAGAAUUUCAAGAAAUAAUGGAUCGUAAUAAAACAGUAUCAAGUAGUGCGAUUGCUCGAGCUGUUCAAGAUGCAUCUGCCGGUGAAUUUGGUACGGCUAUUGAAACAUUGGUAACAGCUGUAUCACUUAUAAAACAAUCAAAAAUUGCGAAUGAUGAUCGAUGUAAAAUUUUAAUUAGUUCUCUACAAGAUACACUUAAGGGUAUUGAAGAUAAAUCAUAUGGACAACGAGCACGCCAUCGAAGUCGAUCGGGAUCACCACGUGAAUCAUCACGUAAGAAACAUCGUCAUCGUUCACGUAGUCCACGCGACCGAAAUGAAUAUCGACGUAGUGAGGAUUACGAUGGCAAAUAUAGUCGUGAACAUCGACGACGUUGA